AUGUGCAUUUUUCUAGAAGCAAUGAAUGUGAGACAUUUCCGUGGCUGGCAGAUCAAGCAGGUUGAAGCCAUGCGCUGCCGGAGAGAGUGGCAUAGGAAGAUGGGUGUAGAGACAGCCGGAAACCUGGACUGCCGAUUCAAACUGAACACACAUAAGAUGGUGUUUGUGAUGAACUCCGAGGACUACAUGUACCGUCGAGGAGCCCUGGUGAAGGCACGGAGGUCUCAGCACAGAGUAGCGCGGGCUCAGCAUGAGCGCUUUGACCAGUGGCACCGGGGCUGGCUGAGUGAACACGUGUCUCCCGCCGCUGAGCGCAGUGUGCAGGACUGGCUCAUGGGAGAAGAUGAUGAGGACAUGAUCCCCUGCAAGACCACUUGUGUGUCCCUGCAGGUCAAAGGCUUGCAUGUCAACAGGUACCAGGUGCACUACAACAGCAAGGCCCCGCCUCACCGUAACGACCUCACGCCUUCAGAUGGAGUUUUGUGAUCUCU
This is a messenger RNA of Danio aesculapii, 491 nucleotides long. Its product is annotated as paired amphipathic helix protein Sin3b-like. The coding region runs from base 1 to 486 and encodes 161 amino acids. NCBI's taxonomy places the organism in Eukaryota, Metazoa, Chordata, Actinopteri, Cypriniformes, Danionidae. The transcript has 3 exons. The record is from RefSeq and is a predicted model, not a curated record.